Messenger RNA from Carcharodon carcharias (great white shark), 4631 nucleotides. Its product is annotated as protein FAM149A-like. The transcript is spliced from 16 exons. NCBI's taxonomy places the organism in Eukaryota, Metazoa, Chordata, Chondrichthyes, Lamniformes, Lamnidae. Bases 1 to 2556 code for a protein of 851 amino acids. The record is from RefSeq and is a predicted model, not a curated record.
AUGAAGCUUGCAGUGUUGGACUUGGGAACCAUAUUUGCAAAGAUUUUCAAGACUUCUGCUUCUCCGGUUGUCCCUCCAGCUAACUCCCCAAAUAGCGGACCUUCAACCUCACCUUAUGGACCAUCACUGAUAUCAAUACCUUCAUCUAAAGCAACACCUCUCACUUCUUCCUUGUUCAAUGUCUCAGGAAAAGCCUCUGUAUUUUCUGGAACUGCCUCUGCUCCCGGUAGCCCUGCCACUGUUAAAAACAGUAGCACCUCUCUUCUAGCCUUGGCUAGUGCCACUAAAUCAACCGGGCUGAGUAUUGGUGCUGCAAAUCAGUUAGCAGUCCGGCCAGCUCCAAACUCCAGUCUGGUCAGUUUAAAUACAAUGAAAACCAUGCAGGCUCAGACUGGAUCAAACAACAGUAUCGCAUCUGGUUCGGGAAGGUCCUCGGUAUACGUUGCAGAUAGCGUUACAUGGAACUCGCCUAACAAGCAACAAUUCACUUUGCCUGACAUCGGUGAGGAAUGGCUCACAGAUACCGAUUCAGUAGAAAGUAACAAUGAAAAUUUUGCCUGUCUUUCCAAUAACCUCCAACAACUGUAUAAGGGCAACAAUAAGGAAGGUCAGCUGAACAAAAACCUGGGCCUUGUUGUAAUAGGAAAGGGAAUAUCAAAAGGAACAGCCGACUUUCACUGCUUUCCUGAGAAAACAAAUGAUUCUAUUCCAGCUAAUUUUACAAAACAUGUUCAAGGAGCAAUUCAGAAUUACAACAGUAAUGAAUCCAUUGUAUCUGAAUCACCCAGUGGGCAGACCACACCAACAUACCUUAAUAAUUCUUGGUCUGCAAUCCAGAGCUAUACAACAGGCCUGUCCACAGAGCGCAGUUCAGUCUACUCCUGGAGAGAUGACGAAUUUGACAAAGCAAACACGCGGACAGUACAUCAGCUGUUCUGGGAAAUCGAUGAGAUGCUAUUUGAAGGAAAGGUGAGCAGUCGUACGGAAAGCAUUCAAACUGAGUGUCAAGAAUGGAGAGAACGUUCACCCCAGCUCAGGAUUUUGGGAACCCAGCUCUUGCUGCCAAAAGAUGAAGGCUUUCAACAUUUCCAGAGUAGAGGAAACAGCUCCGUGAUAACGAGGGCAUUACCUAGUUUCUGUGAUAGCACCAGCGACAUGAAAGAGCUGAGCCUCUCAGGCCUACGUCUGCUUCCGGCCCAAUCUCCCUUCCACAGUGGAUCAAACUCCACUAUGAGUUCCCUCGACUCAGACUCCUCUAUUUUCUCAUUCCUUGAGGAGGAGAUCUAUGAUGUGGACGGAAACAUUGAAGAGUAUUUUGCAUAUGACAGUAAAGAAUGCGAUGAUGAGAGUUCAGAACAAAAAGAAGUUCAGCUUGCUCGAAGGAGAAAUAAACGGGGCAUUCCUCCCAUUUCUCCCAAUGCUUGCAUUAAAGACGCUGCAUCAGCGGAGAUAUUUGAUGAUAUCUGGCGGGAUGUGAUUGAAAUGUUGGAAGAGCUAAUCAGGAAACAGUGGGAAAAUACCCUUUCAGAUGAGGAUAAGCAGACAGUGAACAUGCAGAGUACAAUCAUGAGCAAACUGCCUCAUAUCAGUGACUCUCGAAUCAUCUUAACAAACUAUAGCAUUCCACCGUCGAGAGGCUCUGAGACACGUGUCUUGGCAUUAGGUACAUCCUUCAUCCACUCUCAGGCUUAUCGCAUGACAAGCACUUAUCGUAAUGAUUUAAAUGGUGUGAUGACAAUUCAAGCCAAGCCACUUCAGCAGAGACACGCAGGAUUACCUGACAAAACACAGUGUGACCAGGAUGAAAAACAGUUAAGUACAGGCUCCAGUAUUUUAUCCACAAUACGAAAUCGCCAGGGACGUACUGUAGAUCACAGUGUGCUUUCAGCAUCCCGCAUCAUGCAGGCAUCUUCACGAAAGACAGGUACACAACGUAAGCUGCCAUCGCUUGGUUCAGAGCUGUUAAAGGCGAAAGCUGCCAAUGUCUACAGUGAUGAGAUCCUUCGAGGAACUAAACUACACAUUGGCACUGAUCGGCUAUCCUCUCCUCCAGUACAGACUGCUCGCACUAACCAAUUGCCACCCAUUCAUUCUGAAUCAACAGAAGCACAACCUCCCUUGCCUGGGUCAAGAUACCAGUUGAGAGGAAGAUUUCCACGUAGCAGAGUGUCAAGUGCUAUUGGGGAAGGAACAAGCCGACGACCUCUCAGGGAACGACCUAUCACUAUGGAUACUUCUUCACGACCGAAUACAACACAUUCAUUUAGGUCUGAUACACCAUUCAAACGGUCUUUCACACCAAUGGACUAUGCCAGCCAUACUCGGACACGGCGGGCUUCCUUUACAGAUCGUGCUGGAAUUGGUGUGACUGGCAUCAGCCUAGGGAUUUCUGCCUCUAGUUCUAAUUAUCCCACAGAUUUUGCACAUCACCAUCAUCAUCUAUUAAACCAACCACCCAUUGAAGGUGACGAAGAUGAGUAUCGAACAAUGUGGGGUCCACAAACCCAUUUCCAGUCCAAAACAUUCAAUCGUCUUCCUACAAAUUCUAGAAAGUGAUCCCAAGUGUUUUCAUUGGUAAAGUCAGUUCAAAGACUGGAGAAUGGGAAGCUUGAAAACGAAUGAAGACAGUCUGCUUACGUCAGGUCACAAACAGGACAGGAGAAAGCCUGAUUAGAAGAAAACAUGAAAUGGAAAUUCAGAGAAUUUUGAAGUGGUGAAAGGCUUGUAUUGAAGCAUUAACGUUGAGGCAAUGAUCAAUGGUAUACAGUGUCAGUUGGCUGUCUCCGUAUUAAUUAAUACUAUUUAGCAAACUAUGCAAUACUAUUUGCCAAGGUAGCAGGUACUAGACUUUAGGAAAGCAAUAUUUCUUGGUUUCAUAACUAGUGACUUGACACUUUAAUUCUGUUGCCCUGAAAUUGCUCAUUAGCUCCAACAUGAUAUUUAUACCUCAAUAACCUCUUGACAGGCAGCUACUACAAGUACAUUUUGUGUUAAUUAAGGAACUAGACUGCUUUAACAACUCAAAUCUGCAGUCUUUGAAAGUCUGCACCAUGUGCUUGUUGAAUUCAGUAUGAACAAGGUAAAGUGAAAUGAUAAGUUUGCAGUUAUGCCACAGAAAUGCAAGUUAUUCCUAUUUAGAUGUGCGUGCUUUCUUGUGGAUUGUCAGUAUUUAUGUGAAGACAAAAAUCUGUGGCAUGUGCUUGUCAUCUCUUUCUAAUUUCACAAUGAUGUAACAUAUUCUUAUGUUUUAUUUUCCUGUUUAUAUUAUUUAUAAUUCAAAAAUGGCAUUUAUAAGGUAUUCUAAUAUCAUUUAGUAAUCAUGUUGCACAUAUCAGUCCAUAAGAGAUGUAGUGUUACAUAUAUUGUAUAUAGCGUUCAAGUAAUCUAUGCAGUGACAAGAGUAGAGAUCUAGAGUACUAGAUGCCAAUAAUAUUCCCUCUAAUUUGUUCAGAUAUUAUUAAAUUAUACACCCAACACUCAAACGUAAUUCAGUGGGUCAAAUCUGGCUGGCGUGGGGCAUCUUGUAAUGUGUGCCGUUAAACUUUUCUCUGCGCUAUAACUUUCUGGAAAUGUGAGCUGAUAACUGCUGGUGAGGGCACCAAGGCAUCUGGGAUCUGAGUCAACAAUGAGACUGAAUGCAUAACCCUUUUAUCAAUGGGAUUUAGGGAUUGAGAAUGAAACAGUGAAGCAAAGAAGAAAGAGAGUGAAUUAGAGUCAAAUCACAUACAGAAAGAAAUAAUAACUGCACUGAGAGAGGAACAAAAGAGAUAGAAAGGAAAAUUAAGAAGUUUUUAAAUCUUUAAUCUCUAAGAAGAAUUUACUUACAUGCAGAAUUGAAACUGAACAGUUUAGAUUGUUUCUUUUCUGAGUUGCUAUUGAUUCACCGACAUUGCAUUAACAAUAAUCGCAUCACUGAAAAGGUAUUUACACUGUUAAUAAUGAGACUUAAAGUUCUGUGGUGCAUUUAAUGGGUAAAUAAUGUGCAAAGCCAAUAAGUUCUUGACAAUAUCAAAGAAGCUAAGGAAGAGAUGCCAUUUAUGCAAAGCAAAUGGCAGAAUGUUGUGAAUUAACCAACCAAUUCAGGAAAAUCAUAAGUCAUGAUGUAUCUCUUCAUUCCCUGAACUUGGUGGCUGAUUUGCGUAUUAAUUACAUUAUGCAUCAUGAACUCACUGCUCUUUUACUGCUAAGAGUUCCAUUAUUUAGUAAAACCAUGUUUGUGUGAAGAUUCUGUUUUUACAAUGUAAUGGUAUUUUUAAUUGUAUUUUAAUGUGUGAAUUUGCCAAAUCUUUUAUGUUGUUCAGAAUUUGUGUGUGUAUGUGUAUGUGUAGAUACAUAAUAGUGUAGAAUGUACUAUUUUUAAUAUAGGUAGAUGAAUACUUAAUUAACUUGUAUGAUAUUUCUCUGCUUGCCAGUUUAUCUGAGGUUUUUGUUACCAAAUAAAUAGGUUCAUGCCAGUCCUAAAACAGGAGGAAUUUCAGAGAGAGGAAUUAGAUAUUCACGUGGUUUCCCCAAAAGUAAAUUUUAAACUAAUACUGCUUGGAUUUUAUGGUAUAUCAUAAAAUGUUUUAUUUAUACAUUCAAAUAUUUUUGGUAUGUCAGAUUUGCUUUAAUGUUUUGUGUAAAUAAACAGU